Helianthus annuus (common sunflower) is the source of this 327-nucleotide messenger RNA. RefSeq lists its product as uncharacterized. The transcript has a single exon. The record is from RefSeq and is a predicted model, not a curated record. Bases 1 to 327 code for a protein of 108 amino acids. NCBI's taxonomy places the organism in Eukaryota, Viridiplantae, Streptophyta, Magnoliopsida, Asterales, Asteraceae.
AUGGGACUACCAAAUGGUCUCCUCACUUUAGAAGACAUUGAGGAAUUUGGGUACGUCAAAAACACCGGCUUUGUGUGGCUUAGACAAAAGAAACCGAACAAAACCAAAAAUGAAAAGGCCGGGACAGUUUCAUCACAAGCAACUAAAGUAACUACUUACGUAGAAAAGUUCAAGAUCAAGAAACUAACAGGUGUUAAAGCUAGAGAUCUCAUGAUGUGUGGUUUACAAUUAGUGAGGUCAGUGUUGACAAUCCGCCCACAUGAAAUAUCACUUUUUAAACGAGUUCUGACAUUGGAAAAUCUUUUCCUGUGUCGGAUUUUAAAAUAG